UCGCUGACCCCCUCCCAGUUCACGGUCCAUCGAUAUUGGGUUUCUCGCGAGAGAAUCGCUGGCCCCCCUUGUAGUCAGCGAAGUCAGGGAGGCCGCAAAUGCCAGAGAAACGAGUGCAGGUCGGGCCAGAACAAUACACACACGGUAUGCCAAUUCGAAAUGGGGCCAGAAUAGCAGAAGCGGCGGGCCGGCUAGUUGGGUAACCGAGCUUGCAAGAAGCAAAGCCUGUCAAAAUCGAGUGGCGGUGCAGCCCAGUAGUUCACGUUUGCCAGUAAAGAGCGUAAGCCGCGGCUCAAACGAUAUCGUGUCGUACUCGACGCCCACCGUGCGAUCCCUAUCGACGAUCGCGGUUCGUCGCCCAUCGCUCUCAACUUCCCCUUGAUCGCUCCACGCAGGGUCUUUUCGCGGCUGCUCUCUAUCUCGCGUUACGUCUCGCGUCGUUAGGUUCACGCGACACACCCGACUACCGGUCCACGGGGUUGCGAACUCGUCGGUGUUCACGUUACAGUUCUCUAAACACGCGAUUACGUUGUUGUGACAGACGGAGUAGAGCAUGACGAGGAAACAAACGGUGAUCGUGAAGCUUAAGAGAUCCAGCGCCGGCAGACCCUGGGGGAUACGUAUCGCCGGAGGCGCUGAUUUGGGCACGCCGAUCGUCGUCACCCGCUCGGAGAACGAGGCGCUCCAGAGGGGUGACGUGAUCAAGAAAAUCGACGAUUACGACGCGCGAGACGUGAGGCACGUAGACGCCCAGAAUCUCCUCCAAACCUCUGAGUCCAUAAGGCUUGUAAUCGAAAGGUCUGACCAGUCGAGUGCGUCUCGUAUCAACAUUACCACGUCACCUCCGAUUAUCAAGCCGAUCAUUGGCAACAGGGCUGCGGUCGCUAGUCUACCGAAAAAGAAAAUCGUGCCAACGGAGUUGCCGAAGAGUCCUGUGCCACCCCCGUGCUUCGAAGAGUACAGUCGACCCUCGACCCCGCAGGAACAAUUCACCCUGCCCCACGACCAUCUGGACGAGGUUCGCGAAGAAAGGGUCCAUUUGUCGCAGCCGUACCGCACGACCCCUCUGGUCUUGCCAGGAGCAAAGGUCAAGAAGGAUGCACCACUCGGAGAGUGCUACCUGCGUCAUCAUCCGAAUCCGAUGAUCAGAGCGGCACCUCAUCAUUACGAACCGGCUCAUCCCGAAGUUGCUAUGAAGCAAAAGGUGGCGGAAUCGGUACUCCAACGCGUCUUGGGACCGAAUGAAGUUCCAAAGGUAGUCCACAAACAAUUCAACUCGCCGAUCGGCCUCUACUCCGAACAAAAUAUCGCUGAUACUAUUAAAUGCCAGGCGUCGGCUAUACCCAUUUUCAUAGACUUUUCCUUCGUGAAACAGAAACAGGAAAUACAGGAGCAAGCGAGAAUCUUGAAGGAGCAGGCCAAAGCCGCCUCCUCGAAGAACGUGUGGCCGCAAUUUAAUAAGCCAAAUUAAUUAUCUAUAGUUCGAGACGUUUUUCGAUGCUUCUAGCGCGGCAGUUUCUUCGCUGUUCCAAUACUCUACGAUAACGCCGUCAACAAUUACCGACUCGACUUUUAUCGUCUCGUUACAAUAUUAGUUUUUAGAUCGUGCAUUAAAAUCGUGACGUAACUGUUGGUCGUUUAUUGUAGCUGUCACGAAACAGUAUCGACAAAACCGGCAGUAAAGUUAGAGAAACAAACCACGCGAAAGUUUGCGAAAUAACAAUCCUUAUAUUCUUGCAUGCUGUAGAGUAGACAAUAAUCAACAAUUAAUCGUAUGAUAUAUACGUGAAAAUAAGUAGUCUUACUAAUUGUCGAUGCUUACGUAAUAAGAGCAAUAUCUCGAGAAUUACAGACCGUGGUUUAAAGGAUUAACAACAUUCGUUGUUUCUAACAAAAAUACUACAAAAAAAACAUUUGCCAUAAUCCGUCCUGUCUACAACUGUUCUUUAGUAUAGUAAACACAGACACGAAUUAAGGGGCAGGCUGGGGGAGUAGGGGCUACGCCUUCAACCCCCAUCUUUUAAGUGACCUAAUUUUUUUAAAAUAAUAAACUAAAUAUUUAGAAAUACUGGACGUGUUCUUUUGCAGAGGUCGAAAUCUAAUUUUUAGGAAAGAUUUUUGUAUCGAUAGAGGCAAACGAUUAUAACUACUCAAGACCAUCCCUCCCCCUCAUAAGUCGCGUCAAACGAAACGCAACUUCCGUAGUCGUCGACCGUAGGAUAGUUGCUAUCGUUUCACGCUAGGUGUCGUAUGCACCGAGCGCGUAAUAAUUAAUCCACGCCUGUGGACAGGACUGACUGAAAUAAUUGAAAGAGACAGGAGACGAGACACGGAACGUAAUCCUCGAAGGAAAGCGUCGUGCAUCUAGCUAGAACGUGUUUGUAAUUAGAUUAACGAAUAAGAGCUCGGAAGCGGACCGAAAAGUCGCUCUCGAACAAGCAAUUGGCGAUACAUAACCCCCUGGCUGCUGUUAACCGAAAACGACGAUAUCGCAAAGCAAAUCAAUUAAAAGUAGCCCGUGUGUACACAUGCGAUACGACG
Molecule: messenger RNA, 2541 nt
Organism: Colletes gigas
Lineage: Eukaryota; Metazoa; Arthropoda; Insecta; Hymenoptera; Colletidae
Gene: Zasp66
Product: PDZ and LIM domain protein 3
Exons: 7
Coding region: 554-1471 (305 amino acids)
Biological process (GO): muscle structure development; actin cytoskeleton organization
Cellular component (GO): stress fiber; adherens junction; Z disc
Molecular function (GO): muscle alpha-actinin binding; actin binding
Source: RefSeq, a predicted model, not a curated record